UCAGAUUAGUCUUCAUUCCUGUAAGCAGCAGUUGAGUGACCAACCUCAUCCCUGGGCACAAUAACAGAUGGAUGUCCUGCAUGGAUUGCUUAAUACACGAUGGUUGCAGUCACUGGUGAAGGUAUAUGAGUGCUUGCAUCAGUACCUGUGGAGAAGACCAUUGCCGGUCAUGCCGCAGGCAUCUGUGCUUUGUCGAGAGGUGACAGAGAUACUUAAAGAAGCUUCUCGGUCCAUUGACCUUAGAGAAUUACAUUGGCUCCUGAGAAAACCUGAUUUCCAGGCGCUGCUCUCUGCUCAUGAUGCUGUGGCUCAGAAAGACUACGAACCUCUUCUUCCUCCGCUGCCAGAUAACAUUCCUGAAGAUGAGGAAGCCUUGCGGAUAGUGUGUCUGGUGAAAAACAACCACCCUUUGGGUGCUACAAUCAAACGUCAAGAGGGGACUGGCUCCAUUGUGAUAGCUCGAGUGAUCCAUGGUGGUCUUGCUGACCGCAGUGGCUUGCUGUAUGCUGGGGAUAAACUGGUCGAGGUUAACGGAAUACCAGUGGCAGGGCUUGAUCCAGAACACAUCAUCAAGCUCCUGAGCAAAUCUGAAGGCAGCAUUCUGUUCAAACUUAUUCCAGCAUUCCAUAGACCAGCAAACUCGUCACAAAAUGAGAUUUAUGUCAGAGCGAUGGUGGACUACAGCCCAAGGCACGAUCCUGCCAUCCCGUGUCCCGAAGCUGGCUUGACCUUCAAGAGAAGAGACAUCCUGCAGAUUGUGGAUCAGAAUGAUGUACUCUGGUGGCAGGCCCAGAACAUCACGACUGUUUCGAGAUGUGCAGGUCUAAUUCCUUCAAGCAACUUACUCAAGAGGAAGCAGAGGGAGUUUUGGUGGUCCCACACCUUUCAAUUGCAUACCUGCGCCAAAUCGACAGCCUUGAGUACAGUGGAAGAGGAAGAGGACAUAGAGAUCGAUGAGAAGUUUUUUGAAACAGAUGAAGAAACCUUUGAAUCAGAGGAACUAAGAGAAGAAGAUGCUGAGUUCAAUGGAUAUAAACAAGGAUUGUACAUUGCGGGGUUCAGGAAGAGCAUGCGGCUCUGCCGCAGGAAAUCAAAGAGCGGUCAACUGCAGUGCCCUGCUUGCUGCCCGAACAACUGUUAUGUCAGCACAAUGUCACCAUAUGAGGAGGUCGUGAGAUACCAGCGUGGCUCCACCGACAGGCACAGAUUGAUUAUCCUUGUGGGACCCUCAGGUGUGGGCGUGAAUGAACUCAGAAGAACUCUGAUUGAGACUAACCCACAUCUGUUCCAAAGUCCAGUACCACAUACCACCAGGCCACCAAUAAGCUAUGAGGAAAAUGGCCAUGAAUAUUACUUUGUUUCCAGGGAAACAUUUGAAGCCAUGGCACUGAGUCAUAGGUUUCUGGAGUAUGGAGAAUACAAAGGGCAUCUUUACGGUACCAGCAGGGAGGCUGUCCGCUUGAUUCUGGAUUUAGGGUUAAUUUGCAUAAUUGACCUUGAACCACAGAGAAUUCGAGAGGCACGAACCAAGGAGCUAAAACCUUUCAUCAUAUUUAUAAAACCCCCGAGCAUUAGUCGUCUGCAGCAGACUCGUGCACAAGGUCGUAUUAUCACUGAGUAUUUUGUGAACAGAUCUUUCAAGGAGGAAGAUUUACAGGAGAUACAGGAUGUAUCUGAGAAGAUGCUAAACUACUUUGGACAUUUGUUUGACUCUACAAUUGUGAACGAUGACCUUCAGGACACUCGCAUGCAGCUACUCUCUGUUGUAAACGAGGCGCAGGCUGGUUCACAUUGGGUGCCUGCAGCUUGGCUCAGUUCAGACACAGGCUCUUAAUUUCUUUUGUGGGGGUGACUUGUUUAGUGGGGUAUCCAAACCGUGCAGAUUGACGACAUAAUGUAUGCACUGCAUGUAAACGUGUUGUAGCUGGUCCAAAACUACAGAAUAGCUCUGUGUAGAUGAGAUUAACUCCAAAGCUCUCUUGCCAACGAGAUGUGUGAUUCGAUGGGAGAAUCUAGAUGAUCCUUUCUCUGCAUCUAACAUGCUGUCCAUUGCUUGGGUGUUAUUGAUGCUUUAUCCUGAUGAGCAGAACAUUUCCUUGAGAUGUUUUGCUAAAUCAUAAGUACUCUCCCACACCGUGGACAUUUAUACUGGUGAGGAGUGGCAUGUGGGUCUGUAGAAGUAAUUCAUUAUUAAUAAUAAAAACAACAUGAUUGGU
Molecule: messenger RNA, 2216 nt
Organism: Amblyraja radiata (thorny skate)
Lineage: Eukaryota; Metazoa; Chordata; Chondrichthyes; Rajiformes; Rajidae
Gene: mpp4b
Product: MAGUK p55 scaffold protein 4b
Exons: 20
Coding region: 68-1834 (588 amino acids)
Molecular function (GO): protein binding
Source: RefSeq, a predicted model, not a curated record